Trematomus bernacchii (emerald rockcod) is the source of this 2256-nucleotide messenger RNA. RefSeq names its product dimethylaniline monooxygenase [N-oxide-forming] 5-like. The transcript is spliced from 10 exons. Bases 187 to 1857 code for a protein of 556 amino acids. Lineage: Eukaryota; Metazoa; Chordata; Actinopteri; Perciformes; Nototheniidae. Gene Ontology annotation, molecular function: NADP binding; N,N-dimethylaniline monooxygenase activity; flavin adenine dinucleotide binding. The record is from RefSeq and is a predicted model, not a curated record.
ACGUUUUUUUCGAGCAGAUGUGCAGAGAGUUAGCUUUUCCACUAGUUCAUGAACACUGACGGUGCGAAGAUCAGGGUCUCUUCGGGAUACUAAUAUCUGAGCCCAGGCAUUCACUCUUACUCCGCCGUGAGGUUCAUGCAGCACGAAAAAGACGUUUCCUUCUCCGAAUAGCAAAAGAGCUGAAGUAUGACUCGUCGAGUGGCAGUGAUUGGAGGAGGGAGUUCAGGUCUGGCCUGUAUCAAGAGCUGUCUGGAUGAGGGUCUGGAGCCUGUCUGCUAUGAAAACAGUGAUGACAUUGGUGGUCUGUGGAGGUUUAAGGAGAAUCCAGAGCCAGACAGGGCCAGCAUCUACCACUCUGUCACCACCAACACCUCCAAGGAGAUGAUGUGUUUUAGUGACUUCCCCAUCCCUGCGAACUUCCCCAACUACAUGCACAACUCCCUCAUCAUGGACUACUUUCGGAUGUAUGCUGACCACUUCCAGCUCACCAAGCACAUACGCUUCAAUACCAAAGUAUUGCAGGUGAGGCAGAGAUCUGAUUUUGCUCAUUCAGGCCAGUGGGAUGUUGAGAUGGAAAACAAGGAUGGCAAAACGGAGAAACACAUUUUUGAUGCUGUGAUGAUCUGUAUUGGACAUCACUGCCACCCAAACUUGCCGCUACAUGACUUCCCAGGAAUUGACACUUUCGAGGGAACUUAUUUCCACAGCAGAGACUACAAGACCCCUGAGGAGUGGAGGAAUAAAAAGGCUGUAGUUAUUGGAAUAGGAAACUCUGGAGGAGACAUCGCCGUGGAACUGAGCAGAGUCACCAAGCAGCUUUACCUCAGCACUCGAAGAGGAGCCUGGAUUAUGAACCGAGUCGGGGACAAUGGGUUUCCCCUUGAUUUGCAUUUUAACAGAGUGCUAGAUUUUCUGCGGCUCAUCCUUCCCUUUGGUGUAUAUUGUGGUCUAGGAGAGAGACAGCUCAACCAAAGAUUUGAUCACACUCUGUACAAUCUUAAGCCAAAGCACAGGUUGUUCAGCCAACAUCCCACAGUGAAUGAUGAGCUUCCCAACCGCAUCCUAUCUGGAACAGUUCAGGUGAAACCCAACAUCCGCAGGCUUCAGGGGUCCAGUGUGGAGUUUGAUGAUGGAAGUGUUGUGGAAGAUGUCGACCUGGUGGUGUUUGCCACAGGUUACAGGUUUUCCUUUCCAUUCCUGGCCUCCCAUGUGACCUCAGUUUCUGGGAACAAAGCAUCUCUGUACAAGUAUGUGUUUCCUCCUGAGUUGGAACGCCCCACUCUGGCUAUCAUUGGUCUAGUGCAGCCACUGGGAGCCAUUAUGACCAUAUCUGAGAUGCAGGCCAGAUGGGCCACACGUGUCUUUAAAGGCUGCACCAAGCUUCCCUCAGUGGCUUCCAUGCUAAAAGAUGUCCAGUGCAAGCAGGAGACAAUGGCCAAAAGGUAUGUCCCCAGUCAGAGACACACUAUCCAGGUCGACUAUCUCAACUACAUGGAUGAGAUCGCAGGACUGUUGGGGGUUCGACCCAACAUCCCCAGGCUGCUGCUGACUGAUCCCAGGCUGGGAUUGAAGGUGCUGUUCGGACCCGGUACUCCGUACCAGUAUCGUCUCAAAGGGCCAGGGAAAUGGGCUGGAGCCCGUCAGGCCAUCUUCACUCAGUGGGAGAGGGUGGCUCAACCCAUGCAGACCAGGCCCUGUGAUGAUCCCAAAACCAAGAGAUCCUUCAUGUGGCCUCUGAUUCUGUCUGCUGCUGUGGUGGGCUGGGCUGCCUACGUCAACAGGAACAACUUUCCAGCAUACCUGCAAGACCCCACCGCUCUGCUGGACAAGAUGAAAGUUUACCUGCUUGCACAGUGAUGAGGAAAUCAUUCUUGUUCCAUCUCAGCACUUUUUACAAACCUUUAAGAUGUUCAUGCACAUUUUACACUAUGGUAUCCCAUCUCCUGAAAUGGGCAAUACACGAACAUUCAUUAGUUAAUCAUCCCACACACAACUACUACAAACGUCUGCCUUUAAACAGUUGUGUUUUUCUGAGUAAAAAACGCUGAAUGGCGUCAUUAAUUUGGCAAAGUGUAUCCAAUAUAUAUAUUUUUUUAUUUACACUAAAUGAAUAAGAACAAAAUGUAACUAAAAUAAAAGGGCUCAGUGAGAAUAAUUCAUCAUGUAUUUUGAAUGUGUCUGAGAGGCAAUGUUGCUACAUUUAAAUAUUUGUUUUAUUUUUAUAACCAGUUGUAUUAAUAUAAGCUUUUCAAUUUA